Drosophila willistoni is the source of this 918-nucleotide messenger RNA. RefSeq lists its product as uncharacterized. The record is from RefSeq and is a predicted model, not a curated record. The transcript has 2 exons. NCBI's taxonomy places the organism in Eukaryota, Metazoa, Arthropoda, Insecta, Diptera, Drosophilidae. The coding region runs from base 83 to 676 and encodes 197 amino acids.
CUUCUUUCUUUUUGUGGUGGUUUUUUUAAAUUUUGGACCAUACGUGUAAAACUCAAAAUCCUUUCGAAGUUCUUUCCUAAUCAUGCAGCAAAUGAGCAGUAAACAGCGUACAACGUAUUUGAAUGAGCGUCUCGUUACCCGGACCUAUGGGAAGCAGGUGCUCCUCAAUAAUUGGGAAUCUGAACGGGCAGCAAGUAGCCAAAUCAGCAAUGGCAUCCUGCCGGGAUUAUCCCGAUUUGCGGAAUGUGAGCAACAUGUUAGCGAAACGAAGGCAAAUUUCUCAGAAAACAUUUAUCGUGACAAGGCAAUCAAGCAAAAGUAUAUACAACAAUUUUUGGACAGAUAUCGCAAUAGGCUGGUCAAUCAGAGUUCGCAUUUAACUCUGAUCCCCAGCCAGAUAUAUCAAAACAAUUUCACCUCCACAAAUACGAUAGUAUAUGACAUAGAGCCGAAAGUUUGGCUACACGACCAGCGGACCGCAGCAUGCAAUGCCAUACCCAAGCAUCCAAAGGAUUCAAAUUUGGUUAAGGAUUAUGGGAGUCAGACUCGAACCGGUGCGCGUAGACGAAUCAGGCAAGAUAUAAAGGAAUCCAAACAGAUGAAUGGUGGUUGCAUGGCGACCACCUAUCAGACUUUCUAUGGCGGGAUAUCAGCUGGCAAUGAUUUGAGACACUGAAAUCAUCUGCAUCAUCUCCUCCUAGUGGCAGUGGCAAUAAUCAGCCGGUUCUGCUUGCUGGCGGGCGGUGCAAUUGUUGUUGUUGUUAGUACGGUUGCAGUUGUUAUUGGGUCUAUUGCCUUUAGUUUAUUCAGUGCUUUGUAGCAGCAGCUGGUGCUGCAUUUAACUCGCGGCCUUUGUAUGUUUAUAAUUUCCACAAAGAAAAUAUAUUUACCGAAGAAACCGAUAAAAUUCAUCGAAAA